Messenger RNA from Pararge aegeria (speckled wood butterfly), 1817 nucleotides. It is a transcript of the gene SerRS-m, whose product is annotated as serine--tRNA ligase, mitochondrial. Gene Ontology annotation, cellular component: mitochondrion. NCBI's taxonomy places the organism in Eukaryota, Metazoa, Arthropoda, Insecta, Lepidoptera, Nymphalidae. Gene Ontology annotation, biological process: mitochondrial seryl-tRNA aminoacylation. Gene Ontology annotation, molecular function: ATP binding; tRNA binding; serine-tRNA ligase activity. The transcript is spliced from 5 exons. The record is from RefSeq and is a predicted model, not a curated record. Bases 446 to 1732 code for a protein of 428 amino acids.
UAAGAGUGGUCCAGUUAGUUUUAUUAUUGCAUUUCUCCGACUUAGUCUUCAUUUCUUCAUCCUUAGGCAAACUGCACCUCGUCCUCAUCAUCAUCAGUAACAACCCAUGAUCGGCCCACUAGAGGGUACGAGUCCCCAGAAGGGUUUAAGCCAUAGUCCACCAAAUCCGCAUUGGUAGACUUCAGGCAAUGUGGGACAAAAGAAAAUCGUAUUAUUGUAAUUCUGAUUAAAUUUUAAUUAUUAUUCUGUGGCCUUCUGUCUGUUCCGUCAUUUCGUCGACAAUGGACAUUUCUAUUUAUUUACUGUGUCUUCUUUAGCUUUGUUUUAUGGAGGGUAGAGAAAACUUCCUUUACAUUUAAUUUUAGCACUUCUAAAAGAAGCUGGAAAGCUGAUCAGCGGGUCAGAGUUAAAAAAUUCCUUAAAUGUAUGAAAAAAAAUUAUAAAAAUGAUUAAGUCUUGCCUAUGCACACCAAGGUUCAGAAAAAUACCAAAAAUAUUUUUUAAUUUUGCGACAUACAAUUGCCCUGAUAUAGAUACUAACUAUUAUUGUGAUGAGAAAAAUACUUUGGAAAUAUCACAGAAUAUUCAUAGCAGGAAAGGUGUAGGUGAUAUUACAAAAAUGCAUGAAUUGUAUAAUUUAUUUAAAACAACUCCAACUUCUGAUAAGGCAUAUGACCAUAUUAAAGAACAUUUGUACAAAGAACUAGCCAGUUUGCCUAAUAGAACUCAUCCCCUUGUUAAGACUUAUGAUGGGAGUCCAAGAAUUAUAGCUGAAGUUAAUAAAAAGAAAGAUUUCGGGAAUUAUAAACCAUUAGAGUUCAGUGAGAUCACCCAGUUGUUAAACUUAAUGAGAACUGAUAAGCUAGGCCACACUUGCGGCAAUAAAAGUUACUAUUAUUUUGGUGAGUUGGCAGAAUUGGAAGAGGCAUUAAUAAAAUACACAGUGUCUGUACUGUUAAAAGAAAACUUCAAAUUAGUAUCAGUACCUGAUAUAUUAUCAAGCAAUAUUCUACAAAGCUGUGGUAUGCCGAUAAAUACUGAUCGAACUCAGAUUUAUUCAUUAGAUCCAGUACAUCAUGGUCCUGACUUGUAUCUCUCAGGCACAGCAGAAAUGUCUUUGGCUGGGCUUUUAAAAAAUUCUGUUCAUGCUAUGACCAAUUUGCCCCUGAAACUUGCAGCGGUCAGUAGGUGCUAUCGUGCUGAGACAUCAAAUGUGGUAGAAGAAAGAGGCACAUACAGAGUUCAUCAAUUCACUAAAGUAGAAAUGUUUGCUGCCACUACAAAAGAGCAGUCUGAUGAAAUGUUAGAGUAUUUAAGAAAGACCCAAGAAAAUCUAUUUUCACCAUUAGGUUUACAUAUGAAAGUCUUAGACAUGCCUCCUCAUGAACUUGGGGCUCCAGCCUAUAGAAAAUACGAUAUUGAAGCUUGGAUGCCUGGACGUAACAAUUAUGGUGAAAUCUCUAGUUGUAGCAACUGUACUGACUACCAAUCAAGAAGACUUAACAUAAAAUAUUCUGAGGGCAAUUUAGAAAAAUAUGUGCACACACUAAAUGGCACAGCUUGUGCCAUUCCGAGAAUGCUGAUUGCAUUGUUAGAAACACAUCAAGAUCCAAGAGGAAAAAUAAAUAUACCAAAUAUUUUGCAGCCCUUUAUCAGUGGCAAACAAUUAAUUGGUAAAAAUUCAAUUGUACCCAAAUUAAAAUUGUUAAAAAUAAAAAAAUCUAACAAUUAAAAACGUUAAUAGAAAGAAAAGUUAGUUAUUUAUAUGUUGAUUUUACUUAUUUUAUGUUAAACUUGUGUCUAUUCAAAUAGAAAUA